Messenger RNA from Oncorhynchus masou masou (cherry salmon), 8265 nucleotides. It is a transcript of the gene cfap43, whose product is annotated as cilia and flagella associated protein 43. Gene Ontology annotation, molecular function: protein binding. Gene Ontology annotation, biological process: cilium assembly; sperm axoneme assembly. The transcript is spliced from 38 exons. The record is from RefSeq and is a predicted model, not a curated record. Gene Ontology annotation, cellular component: axoneme. NCBI's taxonomy places the organism in Eukaryota, Metazoa, Chordata, Actinopteri, Salmoniformes, Salmonidae. Bases 5 to 5059 code for a protein of 1684 amino acids.
UUACAUGCUAGCUGUUAGUUGUCUUGCACAGCUCAGUUUAUUCAGUACAUUUCCAGAAAUGGAUGUAUUGGGAAAUUUAGAAGUCAGGUGGGCUCAGGGUUUGACAAGCCAAAAUGUUGAAUUUGUUGACAAGAAAACAGCCUGCUACAUUUGUGGGAAUUACAUCGUUUUCCUGAAUAUAGAAACGAAAAUUAGAAGUGUGCUGCAGUGUCCAGGUCGAGGUAUUGGUGCCUUCACAGCAAAUGGACAUUGCAGGACACUUGCAUUCUCCAACCAUAAACUAAAUCCCUCCAUAUUUGUGUACAACUACCCUGAACUUAUUCUGAAGAAUGAACUGAAGGGAACAGCCCAUGUAGACUACACAUCUCUGGCACUAAGUGAUGCUGGUCCUUAUUUGGCCUGCUGCUCAUCAAUACCAGACCACACCAUAACAGUAUGGAACUGGGAAACUGGGGAUCCAAUUUGUAACCAACCACAAGCUGGAAAAGACAUCACCUCUUUGGUGUUUAACCCAAUGAACUGGCUCCAGAUUUGCUCUUUGAGUGCAUCAUCAUCCCUUACAGUUUGGACCAUUGAGAAGAGUGACAGCUUUCAUAUAAUGAAACCAGGUGUGAUAGAUCUCCCUGCGACUGAUGGCUGUCUGGUUGAGAGGGAGAUUAACCCCUCUCAUGUCCCCACUGGAAUACUCACCUACUUCGGACCUCAGAUGCCCAACUCAGCCAUCGCAGGGCUUGCAGAAGACAAGGCAGAAACCUUUGUGCCCAAAGAGCGCAUCAAGACCAGGCUAAGACCUAGCACCAUCUGCUGGACAGCCUCAUCAGAGCUCUAUGUGGGCUGUCAGGAAGGCCACCUGCUGCAGGUUGACCCAGACUCUCUGGCUGUCUCUGUCCUCUUCAACCCCUCAGCUGCAGAUGACAUUCCUGGGUUCCAGCAGGGUAGCUUCCAGAGCUUAGCCCUGCACAAGGAUGGACUAUUUGUGUCAGGAAAGGAGAAUGUGCUACGCUGCUUAAAAAUUAAGGGGAACCAAGUGGAGGUUACACAAACUUGGACAUUGGAGGAACCAGCCACAACCAUAAUAUAUUCGCCAGACUAUGAAACACUGCUCUUAGCUUCCAGUACAGGGCGCAUCUACAGGUAUAAACGAUCCCAGUGCGAGAAGGUGGUGAAAGUCCUGGACGUUCUCAGUGGAGACUUUGUGGCAGCAGCUUCACUGUAUACGGAUAAUAACUUAUGUGUGUCAGUGAGGGACUCGGGAGAGUUGCAGCUGUGGUCUCUAGAUGCUGGUUUCUGCAUCGGCUCUAUAUCUCUUCAAGUAAAGGUGACCAGUUUGGCCUGCUGUCCGAUUGCUCAAUACGUUGCCGUGGGAACAGUGUCGGGGCAUGUCCUGUUCAUUGAGCUGACCAGGGAGCAGCAGCCUCGUCUGGUGCACAGGGUUCACCUCUACUACACUCCUGUGGACCACCUACUUUUUGAUCAAGGAGGAAACUUCCUUAUCACUGGUGCCUCGGAUGCAAAUAUAUAUGUGUUGAAUGCAAGGGCUUCCAGAGUAUUUGAGGUAAUCGGAUACACAGGUGCUAAAGGAGCCAUCGUGUCCCUGUCUACCCAGUACAGCCGGGACAUUAAGCAGGUCAAACUGCUGGCUCUGUGUGCUGGAGAGAAGGACAUAGGCCGAGGGGAGGGAAGUCUGCUUACACUGCUCACUCUGCCAGUGCAGGAGCUUACGGGGGCAGGAGUGUGUGCAGACCUGAGAGGAUGUCUUUCCAAUAAUGUCCUACAGCCGUGCACAUAUGAGGUCCCUCACGCACUCAGCUCCUCUGCCCUGGGAGCCAAUAAGAUCUUUGGCUACUGCCAAAAGAGGAGAGCUCUCCAGAGAUUCCAGCUACCUGAGAGCACAGAAAGGUCCUCUGACCAGGACGUGGUCCAGUUGACCCCAGAGAAGGAGGUGGAGGGUCACCCUAUGGGCCCCGCCUCCGUCCUCCUGUCGCCCCACCAGUCUUGGCUGGCCUCAGUGGGCCAAGACGGACUGCUGCGCAUCCGGGAGAUCUCCAGUCUGGACCGGUAUGUUCAGAUGCAGUGCCACUCGUGUUGGCUGGGAGGGGUGAGGACAGUGUCCUUUACCUCAGACAGUCAGACAAUGAUCACUACAGGCCUGAAAGACGGCUCUAUGGUCUGUACAAGACUAAGGCUGAAAAUGGCAGGUGUUGGCAAAGCGAAUGCAGCUACACAGUACAGCCAGUCUAUAGCCAAAUACCAGGAGAGUGUGAUAACAUCAGAGAACCCUAUUCUCAGUAGGAUGGCUGACUGGGACCCAGAGGCCCUGUCCCCUCCUGGGUCAGCAGAUCUACACAGAGAAGAGGCCAAUGAUAAGCGACAGAUAGUUGAUGUGACAGAACAGGAUGAGAGCUCCACCAACCUGCCCUCAGCCACAGCCUCAGACUCCACCUGGCUGGACAACAAGCUGGAAGCGGUUAUCAAUGAGGAGAUCCAGCAGUUUUCACAGACAAAGAAAAGCCUGAGGAAAAAUGUCAAACAAUUGCGUGACACAAUCCAGGCAAUGAUGCGUGAGAACGAGAUGCUGCCUGACAUGGAGAAGCUGGAGCAGCAGGAGUUCAACCUGGAUGUAGAUGAGCAAAAGAGACUGCAAGCCGAGGGGGAGCAGGAGGUCACCAGGGUCCGAAAUGAGAUUGAGUUGGAGAACCUAGCCAAGUGCUACCUGCGUGACGUCCUUAAGAGAGAAUGCUGGGAUUCCAUGAAGGUCAAAGGGCAAGCUAUCAAGGCCUUCCACACUGAACACGAGGUGAAGAACUACCCCAUGAAGGAGCGGACACAGCAGGAGCUGGAUGAACUUCAUAGAGUGGAGAGUAUGAGGAAGAUUGAACGGGCUGACAGUAAUCUCCAGCAGGAGAUUCUAGAGAAGAAGACCAAGACCACGACGGAAGAAGAGGAGGAGGAGGAAGGCCGUGAGAUGGAGAGUGCUUCCCUCACAGGUAGCCUCAGUGCCCAGUAUGGAGGCUCAAACCCCUACCUCUACAAUCAGUUCAACCUGCACAUCAGAGAGCAGAAGAUCAACCAGAUCACUUUGCUACAGGAUGUCAUCUACAAAGUGAAGACAGCCUUUAACACAGACUUUAAGGGGGUGCACAAGCAGAAGGAGCAGGAGAUCAACCGAGUGAAAGAUAAGAAUCGUCGCAUCAUGGAGAUCAUGUCAGAGCUGGACCACAAGAUGAAGCUGUGGGAGCCCAGUCUGUCUGACAACGAGCGGCCAGAGAGGGCACUGUCUGUGGAGGACUCUGAGAUUCAUUUUGAAAAGUACCUCACCCCAGAGCAGAGAAAAAAAGAGGAGGAGAAGAAGAAAGAGGAGGAACAAAGACGGCAGACGGCCAAGAGUGACAAUAUCAGAGAGCGAGCUCUGGAUGAAAUGAUGGGUGGAGUACUCGAGCUAAAAAAAGAGGACAUCUUGAGAGUUGAGGUGCCUCAGCCUGAGUUCAUUGUAUCCAAACCGGACAUUCAGUGGACAGAGGAAGAGAAAAAGAUCUAUAAAGAGUAUGAGAAGAAAGCCAAAGAACUGAGCGAGGAACAGGAGAAGUACAGAAAGACUCUGGAAGCUGAAAUGAAUAAACUACAGACGUCCAUCAUGGACUCCACUCAGGGGUUUGAUGAAACCUUGACCAAGCUCUUUGAGAGGAAGGUGAAAUCUGAGAUGGUUAUAUACCAGGAAGAGCUGAAGAUUACAAAUCUAGUUCACUCCAUUCUGAUAGAGGAGGAGGUUCUCAAUAGAGAGCGAGAACUCAGCCUCAAGCUAGAAAAAAACAGGGUCUAUAAGAAUGAGAUUGGAGAAGAGCUUAAGAAGCACAAAGAGGAUGUAGAAAUGUUCCGGGAGACCUACGACAAUGUUGUGGCCGAGGACAAACUUCUCGACAAGGGAUUCAGGAAGGAGUUCUUUGAUGUCCCAGGCCAUGUUGUUGAUCAGCUGUACAAGCUAUACAAGCGAAGACCCAGGGUCCAGAGGAUGAGGACCCAGGCAGACAACAGUACCAGCCCCUUUAAAGAGCGGCCCCUGCCGGGCCCAGUGGCAGCAGAGGGUCUCUGUCAGAUGAUGAAGGCCAUGGAGGAGCUGGACGCUCCAGAGAACAUGCCUGAAAGCCUAGACGUGUCUGUGUGGGAGAGGUUCUGCCUGGCCCGCAGAGCCAAAGUUGAGAGUGAGCAGCAGGUGAAAGUUAAGGCUUUGACUCUGGCUGAAAUGCAAGCCUUUCUGCAGAAGAGGACCGAUGAGGAUGAGAAUGCAAGACUGGAAAUGAAAAGUCUCAUGGAUGACAUCAAUGGGCUACGAGAGGAGAAGAUGCGUUUCCGCCUGGACAUCAUGGUUCAGAUCCUGAUCAAGCAGGGCCAGGUGGAGGUGGAGAACGGAGACUUCAUUGCGGACUACUCUGACUCUCUGCUGCUCCAUAAGAGUGUGGUGGAGAACCUCAACGGGAUCAUCAGAGCUCUGGGAGAGCAGAAGAUAGCCAGUAUGGUGGAGUGCAAGGACUUCCGUAAAGGCAUCAUCCAGCAGGAGUGGGAGCACAAGAGGAUGAGGAUGCAGAAGGAGGACCUGAACAACAAAGCCAGGGACAUCCAGAUGCUGCGCGUCUCUCAGGAGCUGCAGGAGUAUCUCAGUGAGACGGAUCACGACAACCGCAUAUCAAAGCAGGUUUCAACUCUGGAGAAAACCAUAACAUUACAGGAAAAGACUCACCAAAAGAAUGUGCUGACCUGUAAGAAGUUGAUCAAGCAGCUGAACAGACAGGCAGCAAUGAAGGCAUCAAAGAAUUCUGCUCUGGAUGAGCAGCUGACCAACAUGCAAGUGACUGUGGCUGAGAGGAGACACAUCUGUGAAGCCAUAGCCAUGGAGGAGAACCAUGAGAGUGAUGCAGAGGAGAGGUACCAGGAGAUCAUCCAGAGGAAGAAGCUGGUGGAGCUAGCCAGGGCCCAGGCUGAGGAGGUGGCUACCCUCAGGGCAGAGGUGGAACGCAUGAGGAUGAAGUCCUUCCCCGCUCUCGCUCAGCUAAAACAUAACUGACACAUUUAGGAAACACUUUAUUUUUUUUUAAAUUAACAAAACUUCAAACUGACUUUCAUGUUUAAAUAUAGAACUAAUAUAAAUUACUAUGGUAGGUAACAGUAUGAAAUUAAACUGAUGAAGUGGCAAAUUAACAUUUUUUUCACUCUAAUUACUUGUGGAUCAUAGUAAAUUUAGGGUGAAAAACAUCCAGUACAUAAGAUUGAAUCUAGACUAUUCAACAAAGGCAGGAAAUCUGCAUGAUAAAUCUGAUAUCAACAAUUAAUAUUAUUUGUGACAAUAUGAACAGAAGGCACGUGGGUCUAUGCAUUGGUGAAGUCCUCUUCUGUGCGGUUGAAGUGCAGUAUGCUGUCCUCUACACCAAAGAGGUCAAUUAGCUGGGAGAUGCUGGCUUUCCUGCCAUCUAUGGGGAGAUCUGACUGGAGCUCAUACAAUGCAGCCUGACUACAACUCCGCCACUUGUCAAUCAAAACUCUCAACUGUGUCAGGUCAUUCUAGAGAGAAGUGAGAGAUGGAAAAUACAAUAAACAGUGGUUGAAUAUUCACAACCAAUUAUACCACCAUUUCUUUUUUCUUUUUUUACAUCCAUGUAAUUUAGCAUUUUCAUUUAGGGGUUACCUUGCUUCUGUACAUUUUAACCAUCUUCAGUCGCCGUAGUCUCUCGGUCCUUUCUUUAACCUCUCUCUUCAAUUUGUCUCGUAGUUGUAGCAAGUCUAUAUGAGUGGGUUGAGCUGAUUCAGGCAUGGGGCCAGGGACCCCAGCCCUUCUGGUCUCUGGAAAGUCACUGGUCGUGCUCUCAUUUCUGUUGAUGUCAAUAUUCUUCGGUCUGUCUGUUUUGGCACCAUGCUCGGUCUCUUUGUCUGCUGUUGAGGGUAGUUGGUCAUCAUCGAUGUUAAGACGUUUGGCCACGGAAACAGGGGAGGUGAAGGAACGUUUUGAUCUUUUCAGUCGUUCCUUCAGAGAAGAACUCAUCUGCUGUUUUGGCUGAGAGAACGUUUGACACUUGUGAAUGACACUGAACAACAGCUAGAAUCAUGCCAGAGGCCCAUUAUUUAAUACGAAAAUCCAUGUAGAAAAACAUCAGUACGUUAAAUAUGCAUGUUAGAGGGGUUUGACAAACGUUAAGAAAUGGUAUCUAACUAUACUGUAGCUAUCUUUGUGUGUGUAUUCAGCACAAUUAGAUGGGUUUGAAACAAAUUAGCUACUGGCUGCUUAUAUAUUAGUUAGGUAAUUUUAGCUACUUAGCUAGCUAGAUUUCACUAUAAAUUACAUUGCAACAUGCCUGGUUCUGGUACUGUAGACCGUCCUUACCUUACCUUUUGCACACUACUGGAUUCACAUGGGCUUGAUUUUAAAUAGCAGGGUGUGCCGUACACAGGUUUUGAUUUGGUUGUCUUCGGUGUGGUCUCCAUUUCUUUAAUUACAACAAGCUACAUCCAUAUAAACACAACGCGUAGGUUACAAAUUGGCCUCACGAAAGUUUUUCACAGGGUUAGCUUGCUAACAACAAGCUCAUGCAAACCUCGAAGCUUUUAUUGGUCAUUAUUACAGUCACAAAGUCAUAAACCCCGCCUAUUUCUACAAUUUUUUUUCUUAAAAUUGGAUUUUAAAACUAACGUUAACCACACUGCUAAUUUAUACAUAACACUAACCUUACAUUAACAUCAAAAAGCCACUUGUUGUUUCCAUGAUUUUUUACGAUAUAGCCAAUUUUACUUUGUGGCUGUGGUAACUAAUGGGAAACCUUUUGAUUGGUUGAAAGUUGGACUCCAUAUUUCCUGUUUACAGAAAAUAACUGUGGGAGUUGUAGUAUAUCAAUCCUAAAGCAGAUUUAAUUCGUUUCAGGCCAAUGUAUUUAUGAAUAUUUCAACUGGAAAAUCUAUUUUGUUUUAGUACAGACAUCAACAACACAUAUUGUUUUAUUUUAUUUUAAUCAGUGGUGUUAAAGAAAUAUAAAAAUUGAAAACAUGUCUGUUUUUUCCCCGGAUUAUUUUAGUUGCCAAGGCCUUCAAUAUUUCGUUGCAAUUACGUUUAGCUCAACAAAAAAAAAAACAUUUUAAUUCCCUAUUAAAGGAUUUAUUCGCGAAUCUCAAAUAUGGCCACAUAUGGUUUUCAAUUCGUGAGAGUUUUGCGAUGCCUUAUUGUAUUAAUUGUCUUUCAAUAGAGUUAGCCAGUCUGUCGUCCUAAAAACGGAAAUGAGCUAACUCUGCUUUGUUCAGCCAUUCAUAUUGGGAAAAUAAAUGGUGAAAGAAUCAAUGUGUAUAAUCCCUGGAUUGCUCAUGCUAUGUGUUGGCCAUUGAAAGUAUUUGAAGCCACCGUUCGUACUCCAUAGGACUUCUACAGUAUUUCAAUUAAAUGUUUCAAAGACAAAAUUACAUGUAUUUAAGUAACAUUAGUACUCUAUAUAAAAAAAUACUUUAAAGAAAAUGUUUUCAUAUAUUUGUUCAUACUUUUUAUGUUUAGCUCAUGUAAUAUAGUUUAAAAGUAUGCAUUAAAGUGUUUAUAAUAAAAUAAUCGUGUCAAAUACUAAAUGCAUUUUUAUAGCUUCUAAAGUUUUUUUUACAAUGGAGGAUGAGUACCAAGAUGGCCGCUCAUUGGCUUCAAUACAGAACUCAGUCAACCAGGGUUUAUGCAUAUCAUUGGAAAGAAAGUAGGUCUGAGGUUAACACAGGCGUUGGAGAUCUUAUAUGUUUUAUUGUAUGAAAUAAUAUCAGUCAGUUAACAUGACCUUUAUGGAUUAUGAAGACUUUGUGUGCUUUUUCUGAUUACAUAAAUGCUUCAAAAUCCAUAAAAAGUGAUGAAAAUGAUCUCAAAUAACAAAACGUAUAAGAUCUCCUAAACCUGUGUUUACCACAGACCUUAUUUUCGGAGUUUAUCCAAAAACCCUACAAAAAGAAAAUUAAUUUCCCCAUAGGCUUUGUCCAACAAAUCAUGGCGGAGUUAGUGUUUAUGGAAAAUACACCAUUACUACUGGUCUGUAUAGCCUUGGGGAGAGAGGUGUGGAUUGAAAUUAUAUCCUGUCUUGACUUGAACAUCGGCAUCUGGCUGUCUUAUAUUACACACCUUAGGGGAGGGAAUUUUUUACUUUUUAUACUGCGGUUGAUUCUCCUAGAGAUGAAGGUUGAUGAUGAUUACUCUGUCUGAAUGAGUAAGCAGACAGAACUUCUUUUCUUCAGGAAUUAAACUGUUGGAUGUUGUUGACAGAA